CUGAGUUUUAUUUGUGCAUGUGUUGUGUGUUGCGUGAGUUCUAUAACUACAAUGAGUGUGAUAAAUUAAAGUGGAGAAAGUUCAUUAAAGACUCGAUGAUGGUCUUGGGCCAUAAAAAAUUUAGUUAUUUUUUAAAAACAAAUAAGACUUUUUGGAUAGAAACUACAUAUAUUCCUAAGAAAGCUUCAAACGUAUUUGAAGCUUUCGAGGCCGUGUUCAUGGAACUAUGAACCUAGACUCGUUGUCUUUCACUUUGUCACAAAUAAGUUAUUUGAUUGCUACGUUAACUAAAAAAAAUUACAAGCAAGUAGUUGGAGACCUAAAUAAACUUGUUUCUUUGCAUGGUCUGGAGGCGGACCGUCACUUGCUCCAAUGUCUGUUUUCAUCAGUGGACUUUUCUGAGUCUACUACAAAAAUAUCAGCUCCAUCACCCCAAAAUCAAGCACUACUAGAACAGUGUUCUAGUUUGUUGAACAAGCCAUCAUUGUUAACAGCCCUUUGUUAUAUUACAGACAAUCCGUUUCUAAACGAUAAGAAUAAACUUGGACCUCAGUUCUUCCAUCAGUUGAGCAAGUGCCUUCGCCUCUCAGCUGUCCAGGAGGUUGUUUUUGCUAUCGCACUACUUCAUUCGUUAGAUAGUGAAGCUCGAACAAUAGCUCAAACACACUUGAGAUCCACAGUACCCGCUUUAGUUCAGUCUUAUAUAGAUACUGAAGGGAGCAGCCGCCAACACGAAGGAGGCCUUCACGAAACAACGCCUGACGUGCUUCAUUUGAUUUUGUCCACCGUUCUUAAAAAUCCCAAAGAAGUUGGUCUCACCAACGAGAUUCAUACGACUUUUUUGAAAACACUACAACGAGAUUUCCCCAAAGACUUAGUGCCUGUAGUGCUCGCACCGUUAGUGUACCCAGAACAAAGUGAAUUAUCUCCAGAAAUGUCAUCGGAAGGCCCCGGUUUAUCCGGGGGAAUGUUAGAAACUUCAUUAGCAGAUAUAGUGACUGAAUUAGGAUAUAAUUUGACCGCCUCGGUCGAAGAAUGUCGAAGCAAUCUUAUAAAACUAGGAGGAAGGGAUAUAUCCCCCGUAGUUGUAUCACGUGUCCUUGCUGUUAUGUGCCGAACACACAGUGGCCUUGAAGAUUCUAUUCAAAUCCAAGCACCGGGUUCGUUCAACAAAGGAAAAGAUACCAGAACAACUUGGAACAUCGACGUAUUCAUACAAGCAUUAAAAGAAAUCGUUCCUAAUUUUCAAUGGAAUAGUGUCGUCGCUGAAUUAGAUCAUCCUGAAUUCAUCAUUAAAGACAGGCAGGGCUUGUGUUUGUUAAUGAAUGCAUUGAGGCAAGGUCUACAAACAUUCGGCUUUCAUCCGGACACUUUUCCCGUCGACCAAUUGUACAAAAGAUGGCAGAACGUGGAAGGACAAUUCAGUUUGGUCCAAAAUAUUCUAAAAAACCCCGAUGUGUUCUGUUUCGCCGAUUUUUCCUGUGCUCCCGUGGCCGUCGACGCUCUCAAGACGCCUCCCGAGCAAGAUAGCAAAGAAUUGGCGAACUGGAGGUCCUUGAACCUCGUCGAACUGCUAUUAAGUCUUUCAGAAUGCGGGCUGUAUACUCACAUUCACGAGUUAUUUAAGAUGCCAAUGCACAGUUGUCCGGAUGUACUGGUCCUGGCCCUUCUCCAAAUAGCACCGCCAGUCACCUUACUUCGACAAGAAUUGUUUACGACCUUAAUCCCGAUUUUUUUAGGAAAUCACCCGAACUCCGCCAUUAUCUUGCACCACGCAUGGCACACGCAGAACAUUAACAUAAAGCCUAUAAUAAUGCAUGCGAUGGCGGAAUGGUACGUUCGGGGAGAAUGCGACCAGACCAGACUGUCUAGAAUUCUCGACGUAGCCCAAGAUCUCAAAGCCCUAUCGAUGCUUCUAAACGCCCAAUCUGCCCAAUCUUAUCCCUUCAUCAUUGAUUUGGCGUGCCUAGCUUCGAGGAGAGAGUACUUAAAAUUGGAAAAAUGGCUGUCCGAUAAAAUUAACGAGCACGGGGAAACGUUCGUGAUGGCUUGCAUAAAGUUUUUGCACCGCCGACUACCCCAAAUGGGUAAAGAGGAAUCCGUUUCGAAAGUACAAGUUCCACUGCCUUCUGAGACCCUUACUACGAUGAUUGUUUGCCUUCAGAGGUCCAUGAACAACGUCAGCAUGGAAUGUCAAGAAGCCAUAGUUACCGUAGUGAGCAAUUGUUCGCUGAUUUUGAAAUCCAGGCAACAACAACAGCCGACGAUCCUUCGCACGAGAGGCAUAGACGGCGCGAUCAAUCCGUCGGUUUUCGCGCCGCUCUACAGCCAUUCCGGCGUCGAUUCGUUGCAAGGACUCAACACGUCGUUGGCCAAUAUAAACCUGGCUGGUCCGACGAAUUCGACCUUCACGUUGCAAGGCGGCUUGGGACCGUUGGUACCGUCUCCGGGUUCGCCGUCUCGAAUCCUCAACGCCGGCCCGUCCAACAGCCCGUUUCCCAUGAUGCCGUUGCAACACCAAGGACCGGCCGGCACCAGCUCUUCGUUGGUCCUCGGCGUCAACCAGAUGAGCAAUUUGGGCAGGAUGGGACCGAAUCCGACGAUAGACAAAACGCGCUUGCCCGAAUACAAUUUGUUCCCGGACAUUUCGCCUCACGUUUCCAAAGAUAUCGAAGACGAAGCCAACAACUAUUUUCAAAGGAUUUACAAUCACCCGCCGAAUCCUACGCUGUCCAUCGAUGAAGUGCUGAACAUGCUGAAGAGAUUCCAAGAUUCUCAUAACAAACGGGAAAAAGAGGUAUUCAACUGUAUGCUAAGAAGCCUUUUUGAAGAGUACAAAUUUUUCCCCCAAUACCCCGACAAAGAAUUGCACAUAACCGCACAACUAUUCGGCGGUAUAAUCGAAAGAGGAAUCGUAACAUCCUACGUGGCAUUAGGACUGGCCCUCCGGUUCGUUUUGGAGGCCCUGAAGAAACCGGAAGGUUCGAAGAUGUACUACUUCGGCAUAGCGGCGUUGGAUCGCUUCAAGAGCCGCUUGAAGGAGUACCAAAAGUACUGCGAACACGUCAGGGCGAUACCGCAUUUCAACGAUUUCCCGCAACACCUGCAAGAGUACGUCGAGUACGGUUUGCAGAGCGCCGAGCCGCCUUUGAAGCCCGAAGGUCCGGUGUUGCCGCCGAGUUUGGCGGCGAUGCUGGCGCCGCCUAACGCUUCGACGGUGUACAAAACGACGAGCGUGCCCAACACGGCGCCGUCGAAAGUCACGACGCCGUCUAAUACGAUGGGUUCCAGACCGUCGAUCGCCAACGCCACGAACAUCGACACGCUCCUAGUGGCUACCGAAAAGGAGGAAAAGGCCAUCGCUCCGCCCGAACCGCUUCAGGACAAGACGGCGUUCAUUUUCAACAAUUUGAGCCAGUUGAAUUUGAAGCAAAAAUGCGACGAACUUAAGGAUUUGGUGACCGACGAGUACUACCCGUGGUUGGCGCAGUAUUUGGUUAUGAAACGGGCGUCUAUCGAGUUUAAUUUCCACGGGUUGUAUUCGAAUUUUUUGGACACGCUCGGUAUCAAUGAAAUCCUGCGUUUGGUCACCAGAGAAACGUUUAGAAACAUUCGAGUUCUGCUUAGAUCUGAUAAAGCGAUUGCUAACUUUUCCGAUAGAUCGCUGUUGAAGAAUCUAGGACAUUGGUUGGGAAUGCUGACGCUAGCGAGAAACAAGCCGAUUUUACAAAUCGAUCUCGACAUGAAGUCUUUGUUGGUAGAAGCCUAUCACAAAGGACAGCAAGAACUCUUGUACGUCGUACCGUUCGUCGCCAAAGUCCUCGAAUCCUGCGCGAAGAGCAAAGUCUUCAAGCCGCCCAAUCCUUGGACCAUAGCCCUUAUGAACGUCCUGGCGGAAUUGCACUCCGAAACCGACCUCAAGCUGACCCUAAAAUUCGAAAUAGAAGUCCUCUGCAAGCACCUCGACAUCGACGUGACGCAACUGAAGCCGGCCGUUUACCUAAAAGACCCGGAUCGCAUCAGGAAAAUCGAGUACCAGCUAUCGCAGCCGCUCAAAAAGGAGCCCAUCAUGCAGCCGAACGUCAACCAGGGCGGCAACCUCACCGACCAAGAACUGGCCAACAUCAUUCCCAGCCAACAGACCAGCUCGCCCGUCGUGCAAAACAACAGCACGACGCCGACGUCCGCCCUGCCGGCGCCGCCCGAGCCCCGUUUCGGCUACUCCGACAUCCACACCGCCGGCAUGCAGGCCUUCCAGGCGCACACCGUCAUCUCCCCUUCGAUACUGCUGUUCCAAACUCAACCGCAACUCAAGGCGCUCGUGCGCACCUCCAUCGAACGGGCCGUGCAGGAAUGGAUCGCGCCAGUCGUCGACAGGUCGAUUAAGAUAGCGUUGCAAACGUGCGAGCAAAUCACCAGGAAGGAUUUCGCGUUGGAUCCGGACGAGAAUCGCAUGCGGCUCGCCGCCCAUUACAUGGUGGGCAACCUGACGGCAGGCAUGGCGAUGAUUACUUGUCGCGAGCAACUGCUGACCGCGAUUAAUACGCACCUGAAGCAAGCGCUGCUCACCAAUAUGGUGUCGCCCACCGUGCAACAGAAGGAGAUGAUCGAUCAGGCGGCCAGCGUGAUCGCCAACGACAACAUGGAACUCGCCUGCGCGUUCGUCCAGAAAACGGCCAUCGAAAAGGCCUUUCCGGAGAUCGACAAGAGGCUAAUGAGCGAGUACGAAUUGAGGAAGAUCGCUCGACAGGAAGGACGGCGUUACUGCGACGCCAUCGCUCUCACGUACCAAGCCGAACGGAUGCCCGAGCAGAUUCGAUUGAAAGUGGGCGGCAUAUCGCCCAAUCAGAUGGCCGUGUACGAGGAAUUCGCGCGCAACAUACCGGGUUUUUUACCGAACGAACGCGACGCCACGAUAUUGAUACAGAAGCAAACGCCCAUCGAAGUCCAAUCGCACUCGACCACUCCCUUUCCCGUCCCGCAAACGCUUCUGACGACCGACGACAUCGCUUUGUUGUACGAAAAAUUGACCGUCGAAGUGGAACAAUUCGUCCUGCUGACCAACGGCCAGGCGCAGUAUUCGAUGAUGAACGCCAGCAUGUUGGUCAUGAGGGACUGUUUGAUGCACAUGCUGAGAAACCGCGACAUUACACCGCAAGCCAUCGUACAGAAGUGCGUCGAAACCCUGCAAGAUUGCCUCGUGCCGACGUUGAACGAGACCGAUCCGGUCGGUUUGCGUUUCAAAGAGGUGGUGGUGAGGAUUCUGAAAACGCUGCAGGAUCACCGGGUGUACGGCCAACAGUGGACCAACAAGCACGCGACGCGAUAUCUGACCGAGUGCCGCGACGAACAGCAGCGCUACAACAUCGAGGCCGUCGAUACUCUGAUCAAGAGCGGCUUGGUGAACGUGCCCCAAUACGAUCUGGCGCUGGCCCAAUGCAUGGAGAACGGUCUGAACUACAUGGGCGUGAAUUUCGCCAUGCAAUUGGUGCAGUUGUAUCUGAUCGACGAUAGAUCCGGGCAAUUCGUGACGGAGAACGAUUUGUGUAAUACGAUUGAAAUGUUGGCCAAAAUCCAAACCCAUACGAGACAACCGCCGGAGGGUUUAGGUAAUAUUAUGGACAAUCUGAGACAAAGCGAACCGAAUUCGUAUUUCGGUGACAGAGCCACGAUCGGACCCACCGUUCACAUUCACAAUGGAAUUUUGCAGGUCCGCGUGCCGAACUACGAAGAUCCGCCGGGCCUGGUGGAGAAGACCGAUCAGCUGUUGCGCGACUGGAUAACCAUCUAUCACACGCAAAACCAAGGGCGCGACUCGACCAAGGCCUUCAGCAUGUUCGUGCACCAGAUGAACAUGUACGGCAUCCUGAAAACCGACGAUCUGAUAACGAGGUUCUUCCGCCUGUCGACGCAGCUGUGCGUCGAAACCGUCUACAGGAUCCUGGCCGACAAGACGGCGACGAACGUGUCGCUGUUGCGGCCGAAGUGCUACCACACGCUCGACGCGUUCGUCCGUUUGGUGGCGUUGCUGGUGAAACAUUCCGGCGACGCCAGCAAUACGACGACAAAAAUCCAUCUAUUGAACAAGGUAGACUUGCUGCAGGUGCUCGGGAUUGUGGCGGGUUGUUUGCUACAGGACCACGAUACCCGUACGACGGAGUUCCAACAGUUGCCUUACCAGAGGAUAUUUACGAUGUUGUUUUUGGAGUUGAACGCUCCCGAGCCCGUUUUGGAGGCCAUUAAUUACCACGUUUUGAACGCGUUCUGUCACACGUUGCACAUACUGCGACCCACUAAGGCGGCCGGUUUCUGUUACGCUUGGUUGGAAUUGGUUUCCCAUCGAGCUUUUAUGGGUAGAAUGUUAGCCAGUAGCCCCCAACAAAAGAAUGAUUGUAGGUGUUGGCCGAUGUACGCCCAACUGUUGGUCGAUUUGUUCAAAUAUUUGGCGCCGUUCCUGCGAAACGCCGAGCUCGCCAAGCCGGUGACGAUGCUCUACAAAGGGACGUUGCGCGUGCUGCUCGUCCUCUUGCACGAUUUCCCCGAAUUUUUGUGCGAUUACCACUACGGUUUCUGCGACGUGAUACCGCCCAAUUGCAUCCAAAUGAGAAACUUGAUACUGUCGGCGUUCCCGAGGAACAUGCGAUUGCCCGAUCCGUUCACGCCCAAUCUGAAAGUCGACAUGCUCCAGGAGAUCUCCUACGGCCCGAGGAUACUUACUAACCUAUCGUUGAUGAUAACGCCGCCGCAGUUUAAGAAAGAUUUGGAUUCGUAUUUGAAGGCUCGGGCGCCCGUUACCUUUUUGUCGGAGCUCAGAAGUAACUUGCAGGUUUCGAACGAACCGGGCGUGCGUUACAACAUCCCUUUGAUGAACGCUUUGGUACUUUACGUAGGUACUCAAGCUAUUACCUACAUAAGAAACAAGGGUCAUACGCCGAAUAUGUCGACGAUAGCGCACAGUGCUCACAUGGACAUCUUCCAAAACUUGGCCGUCGAUCUCGAUACGGAAGGUAGAUAUCUCUUCUUGAACGCUAUCGCUAAUCAGUUGCGCUAUCCGAACAGUCACACUCACUACUUCUCAUGCACUUUGCUCUAUUUAUUCGCCGAGGCCAAUACGGAGGCCAUACAGGAGCAGAUAACGAGAGUGUUGUUGGAGAGGUUGAUUGUGAACAGACCGCACCCUUGGGGUCUGCUCAUUACGUUUAUAGAAUUAAUCAAGAAUCCGACGUACAGAUUUUGGCAGCACGAGUUUGUUCAUUGCGCGCCCGAAAUUGAAAAGUUGUUUGAAUCUGUCGCAAGAUCAUGUAUGGUAAAAUCGACUGUGCAAACGCAAGAAGGAGAGAUACCAGAGUGAUAAGCAUUUUUGUGAUUUGUACAUAAUUCUAUAAAAAGGAAAAUGUGACACUUUUUUUUUGUUUUGUUUGUAAUUGAAGCUUAAUUUUUGGGAGCCACGCAUUUUAUUUUUAGGAAAUAAGGUGAUCAUAGUGUAUAGAGAUUAAUUAGUGUAAUAUAUUAGGUAUUUUUAAGAAAUUUUCAAGUAUUUGUAACUAGUAUACAUAAUAUGUGGAUGUAAUAAAUGGUUUUCAAUGUUUUGAGCAUUAAAGUUUAGUUUCAUUUCUUCAUAAUUUCAUUUUUUUAAACACCAUUUAUUUAAUCAUACUUUGAAAAUAAAAUAAUUUGUCGUGGUAAAACAUGCAUAAUUUAAACAAAAUCAUCAAGUUUCAAGUUUUCAUUAAGUCCAAAAUAAAUUGCCUUAAAGAGAACUGGGGAUGUUUUGUCAAGAAAUAUUACAUAAUUACAGUAUGUUCACCAAUUUUUAUAAGACUAUUGAAUAAUAAAUGACGUUUGAAAUAAGUGCUUCAUUUUUACGUUAGUGAUAAUUAUUUGAGCAAUUUCUUCUGCAGGCAAUUUAUCUCAAAAGAAAAAUCGUGCUUUUUAAAGUAAUAUUUUUUUAACAUAAUCGCACGUCAAUGCAAAAAUUCCACCAGGAUUGGAUCACA
This is a messenger RNA of Phyllotreta striolata, 7997 nucleotides long. The record is from the annotation of a GenBank genome assembly. NCBI's taxonomy places the organism in Eukaryota, Metazoa, Arthropoda, Insecta, Coleoptera, Chrysomelidae.